Molecule: messenger RNA, 776 nt
Organism: Fragaria vesca subsp. vesca
Lineage: Eukaryota; Viridiplantae; Streptophyta; Magnoliopsida; Rosales; Rosaceae
Product: polyadenylate-binding protein, cytoplasmic and nuclear-like
Exons: 2
Coding region: 205-516 (103 amino acids)
Biological process (GO): positive regulation of mRNA splicing, via spliceosome
Cellular component (GO): spliceosomal complex
Molecular function (GO): RNA binding
Source: RefSeq, a predicted model, not a curated record
CCAACUUAGGUAAACAGAAUUCUGAGGAAUCGGAGCAGACCAUCAGAGAGAUGGCUAAAAGAUUAGGGUCGACGCUCUUCGUUAGCAGUACUAACUUCCACUCUCAAAGUCAUGUAUUUCGGGUUCCUUAUGAAACCAUAAUUUGACCCUUUGCUUUGUGGGUUAGGAUUAUCAUCAUUCACCAGCAAGGAAAAACUCAGGCAGAUGUUUUCACCUUUUGGAGAUGUUACAGAAGGUAUAUCUAAUACCCAGAACUAUCUAUUGCCAAAUUAUUGUUUCUUCAUCUUAAUUCUGGAAAUUUGUGAGCAAUGGUUUUACCUUUGUGUUUUGUUAUCUUCCAAUUCAGCUAGGUUAGUGAUAGACCCUAACACCCAAAGGCCUAAAGGUUUUGGUUUUGUGACAUACAAGUCUGAGGUUGAGGCACAGAAGGCUAUCAAGGUCAUGGAUGGCAGGAUGGUUGAUGGGAGGCUGCUUUUUGUUGAAGUUGCACAUCCUGAGGAUACAAGCUCUCUAUAGUCAUUAUGUUGUUCGUUAGGUGUUCUUCUUUGCCACUUGUUCCGAAUUUCAUAGAUUAGUAUGAUGUACUCAAACUGUAAAAGCUCUUUGAUCUUCUAUAAUAUAACUCUGAAUUCACAGCAGCAACAUUUCCUCAGUUUUUAGUCUUUCUUUUAAGGCACGAGUGAACUUCUGUUGGAGGACAUUUUUUCCUACUGAAGUUAACAGAGCGUUUGCUCAUGUACAGUGCAUUGUUCUCUACCUAUCUCAUCGGAACUAGA